AAGUAAAUUGCUUCUCUCUACAGCUUUUAUAGUAUUUUGUUCUUCGAUCAACAAAUUGGAAUCGAAUUUCAUCUGUAGAAGGAGUGGAGUAAUGUCGUCGUCGAGUUCAAAGUUAAUGCCGAAUGUGGAUGAACGAAGCAAGAAGAUGCUAAACCUCACUGUGCUGCAGAGAAUCGAUCGUUGUAUUGAGGAGAUCCUCAUCACCGCUGGUCAUGUUUCCUUGUAUAAAUUCAACGUUCACCUCAAUCAAUGGAGCCGCAAGGAGGUUGAAGGUUCUUUCUUUGUAGUUAAAAGGAGUGCUCAGCCAAGGUUCCAGUUCAUUGUUAUGAACCGCAGGAAUACAGAAAAUAUGGUGGAAGAUCUCUUUGGGGACUUUGAGUUCGAGGUUCAGGUUCCAUACUUGUUGUAUCGAAAUGCAGCCCAAGAAGUCAAUGGUAUUUGGUUUUACAAUGCACAUGAAAUUGAGGAGGUUGCAGAUCUCUUUCGCAGAAUUUUAGGUGCGUACUCAAAGGUUCCCCUGAAGCCACAGCUAAGAAAAAGUGAACUUACAGAACAUGAGGUGGUCCCAACAAGUACAGUAAUAGAAGGGCCAUUUGGACCAGCAUUUACCACCUCUAUGGCUGGGGUCGGUGCUGAUGAUUCUUCCUUUAUGAACUUUUCCAAUACUGCUGCAACCAUUGGGCAUACCUCUUCAAAUGUUGUGAACUCCAGACUGCCAUAUCAUUAUCCAGCUCAAACAGUUGAUCCAUCACGCCGAGUUCCAAGUCCCCUACCAUCUUCUGCUUCAAUUUUGCUAGUCUCGUUACCUGUUCAGUCAGCUCCAUCACUUCCUCCACAGUCGCGCCGUGAUUCUGCUAACCUGAUCAAUAGUGUCAAUCACCCUGGAAAUCUUGUGAAGCCUUCUUUCUUUACACCUCCUGCAUCACCUGUAUUGGUGACAACUCCUGUCUCAGCAACAUCAACUCCCGUCAUUUAUCCUCAUGUGAAUCCACGACACCCACAUGGUACACCUCUAGUUCAACCCUUUUCACCAGUUGCUUCAUCUCCUUUUCUCACUUCUACUCAGAUUCCUCCAAAUAGUGGAACACUAAGCAGAGAGAAAAUUCAAGACGUGCUUCUAAUGCUUGUUCAGGACAAUCAGUUUGUCGACUUGGUCUACCAAGCUUUGCUUAAAGGUCAUUCAUGAUCCCUUGAGAGAUGUGGUGAUGUUGUAGAUCUGACACCAUGUACGCGUAGUUUGUAUAUAUUGUAUAUAUUUGUUUCGCGUGCUGGAGAUUUGGACUUGUCUUCUUUUCACCUCAUGAGGAGACUAACUAGAUCUAUGACGAUGUAAUAUGAAACUUGGACAAUCCUCAACGGAUCCUUAUAAAUGUCUAUGAACCAUUUAAUAUCGACAAUAGCAAACACUGAAACAUUUCUGUAAAUUCUACGCAGAGUUUUGAUAGAAUUUGGUGAAUAUCAUGGCUUUGGUAUGCGGAAUCAUUGAAGUUCA
Molecule: messenger RNA, 1492 nt
Organism: Capsicum annuum
Lineage: Eukaryota; Viridiplantae; Streptophyta; Magnoliopsida; Solanales; Solanaceae
Product: mRNA-decapping enzyme-like protein
Exons: 8
Coding region: 92-1186 (364 amino acids)
Biological process (GO): positive regulation of catalytic activity; deadenylation-dependent decapping of nuclear-transcribed mRNA; deadenylation-independent decapping of nuclear-transcribed mRNA
Cellular component (GO): P-body
Molecular function (GO): enzyme activator activity; mRNA binding
Source: RefSeq, a predicted model, not a curated record